Messenger RNA from Gorilla gorilla gorilla (western lowland gorilla), 3678 nucleotides. RefSeq names its product kallikrein B1 (gene KLKB1). Bases 1499 to 3415 code for a protein of 638 amino acids. Gene Ontology annotation, cellular component: extracellular region. Gene Ontology annotation, molecular function: protein binding; serine-type endopeptidase activity. Lineage: Eukaryota; Metazoa; Chordata; Mammalia; Primates; Hominidae. The transcript has 19 exons. The record is from RefSeq and is a predicted model, not a curated record. Gene Ontology annotation, biological process: proteolysis.
CAUACACACACACACAUAAUUUGAAAGAGAGUGAUUGUGAAUUUCUCUGACUCUGAAGAAUCAACUAGAAGAAGUAGAAUCACCAGAACAUUUUGCUCAGCUGAAAGCACAAAGUAAACUCAGUUACUGGGAAUCAGCAAAAACCACAGGCAUCACUGGUCCCAGGGAUUUAGAGUCCAGAAACCUCUCCAGGUGAUGGACUGUUGAUUUGGGGCUCUAUGCAUUGUCACAGACAGCUGGGGAUAUCAGUUUCUGGACCAAAUGACCCAAUAAGAGAUCCUAGUCGUAAAAAUCCAUUUUUAUCUGGAAUGUUUCUAGAAGAUCAAAACCGUUUUCCUUCCAGCAUCUAAUGCCUGAGUGAUACAUUUAAAAAUUUUUAGUCUGCAUGGGCACCCUCUUUUUCUAGGAGCAGCACUUUUUAUUUUUGAAAUUAUCCUACAAUGAAUUACCAGCUUUUCUUCUGUUCUCAUCUUUUUCCUUCCCCAACAUACACACACUGUAAAUAUGUGCCAUGUUCUUAGGCAAUCCCACUUUCUCAACCUUUGUUGAGUGACCCAAGCAAGGUUAAAUUCGAGUUCUCCCCAGCGAGUUUUCCCAGCUGCAAUUGAAGAAGAGAUACAGUCCAUCUCUGUGGUGGAAACUCCAGGUUGUGAAACUCAAGAUCAAUCAGCAAUAGAACCUCUGGAGCAGCUGCUGGGUGAUGAGAAGAAGCAGGCAGAAGAAAUGGACAGAAUCCUGGAGGAACCUGAGUCCCACAUGGCAGGAGUGGGAUUCUGCUUCAGUCUUUUCAGCUGUCUAUGCCUUCAUUUUGACUCCCAUCAAUAAUGCUUGAUGUUGUAGCCAGUGUUGGUUUAUUAUUACCAAAAGCAAUGCUGUUCUGGAAAGGCAAGGACUGCAGUGUCUCAUAUGAUGCAAUUGGACGGAACCUCAAGACGACAUUUGCUCCCAGCAAAGGGCAUUCAGCAGAACAAGGACCAAUCAGAAUUCAUCCAACAAUCAUUUUCAGUGUCAUCUAAGACUGGCAGUCUGCCAAGUUCUAUUGAGGGAGCCGGGGAAAGACAGCAAGCAAGCCCCAAUCCUACCAGCAAGGUGUUACAGACAGUGGGCAUCUGAAAAACAACAGAGAAAUGGACAAGGAGGUAACAGAAUGGCAGGGAGUGAGAAGCGUUACGCAGAAAGACAAAGAAUGGUGAAGAGACAGGAGGUGGAAGAGAUGGAAGGUGCCUUUUCAGAUGAGAUGCUUGCUGGAGGAUGGUAUCCUGAGGAGAUGAUGUUUGAGCAGUGGUCUGACUGAAUUAAUAUACUUAACAGCUGAACACGGAUAGGAUGUUCAUGGAAUAUGUUGACAGGACAAAAAGUUGAAACUGUUGGCAGAAACCCAAAGUCAAUAUUGAAGCCAAGCAAAAUAUUGCCUGCAGUGCCACAUUAGAACAGCUUGAAGACCGUUCAUUUUUAAGUGACAAGAGACUCACCUCCAAGAAGCAAUUGUGUUUUCAGAAUGAUUUUAUUCAAGCAAGCAACUUAUUUCAUUUCCUUGUUUGCUACAGUUUCCUGUGGAUGUCUGACUCAACUCUAUGAAAACACCUUCUUCAGAGGUGGGGAUGUAGCUUCCAUGUACACCCCAAAUGCCCAAUACUGCCAGAUGAUGUGCACAUUCCACCCAAGGUGUUUGCUAUUCAGUUUUCUUCCAGCAAGUUCAAUCAAUGACAUGGAGAAAAGGUUUGGUUGCUUCUUGAAAGAUAGUGUUACAGGAACCCUGCCAAAAGUACAUCGAACAGGUGCAGUUUCUGGACAUUCCUUGAAGCAAUGUGGUCAUCAAAUAAGUGCUUGCCAUCGAGACAUUUAUAAAGGAGUUGAUAUGAGAGGAGUCAAUUUUAAUGUAUCUAAGGUUAGCAGUGUUGAAGAAUGCCAAAAAAGGUGCACCAAUAACAUUCGCUGCCAGUUUUUUUCAUAUGCCACGCAAACAUUUCACAAUGCAGAGUACCGGAACAAUUGCCUAUUAAAGUAUAGUCCCAGAGGAACACCUACCGCUAUAAAGGUGCUGAGUAACGUGGAAUCUGGAUUCUCACUGAAGCCCUGUGCCCUUUCAGAAAUUGGUUGCCACAUGAAUGUCUUCCAGCAUCUUGCGUUCUCAGAUGUGGAUGUUGCCAGGGUUCUCACUCCAGAUGCUUUUGUGUGUCGAACCAUCUGCACCUAUCACCCCAACUGCCUCUUCUUUACAUUCUAUACAAAUGCAUGGAAAGUCGAGUCACAAAGAAAUGUUUGUCUUCUUAAAACAUCUGAAAGUGGCACACCAAGUUCCUCUACUCCUCAAGAAAACACCAUAUCUGGAUAUAGCCUUUUAACCUGCAAAAGAACUUUACCUGAACCCUGCCAUUCUAAAAUUUACCCGGGAGUUGACUUUGGAGGAGAAGAAUUGAAUGUGACUUUCGUUAAAGGAGUGGAUGUUUGCCAAGAGACUUGCACAAAGAUGAUUCGCUGUCAGUUUUUCACUUAUUCUUUACUCCCAGAAGACUGUAAGGAAGAGAAGUGUAAGUGUUUCUUAAGAUUAUCUAUGGAUGGUUCUCCAACUAGGAUUGUGUAUGGGACACAAGGGAGCUCUGGUUACUCUCUGAGAUUGUGUAACACUGGGGACAACUCUGUCUGCACAACAAAAACAAGCACACGCAUUGUUGGAGGAACAAACUCUUCUUGGGGAGAGUGGCCCUGGCAGGUGAGCCUGCAGGUGAAGCUGACAGCUCAGAGGCACCUGUGUGGAGGGUCACUCAUAGGACACCAGUGGGUCCUCACUGCUGCCCACUGCUUUGAUGGGCUUCCCCUGCAGGAUGUUUGGCGUAUCUAUAGUGGCAUUUUAAAUCUGUCAGACAUUACAAAAGAUACACCUUUCUCACAAAUAAAAGAGAUUAUUAUUCACCAAAACUAUAAAGUCUCAGAAGGGAAUCAUGAUAUUGCCUUGAUAAAACUCCAGGCUCCUUUGAAUUACACUGAAUUCCAAAAACCAAUAUGCCUACCUUCCAAAGGUGACACAAACACAAUUUAUACCAACUGUUGGGUAACCGGAUGGGGCUUCUCGAAGGAGAAAGGUGAAAUCCAAAAUAUUCUACAAAAGGUAAAUAUUCCUUUGGUAACAAAUGAAGAAUGCCAGAAAAGAUAUCAAGAUUAUAAAAUAACCCAACGGAUGGUCUGUGCUGGCUAUAAAGAAGGGGGAAAAGAUGCUUGUAAGGGAGAUUCAGGUGGUCCCUUAGUUUGCAAACACAACGGAAUGUGGCGUUUGGUGGGCAUCACCAGCUGGGGUGAAGGCUGUGCCCGCAGGGAGCAACCUGGUGUCUACACCAAAGUCGCUGAGUACAUGGACUGGAUUUUAGAGAAAAUGCAGAGCAGUGAUGGAAAAGCUCGGAUGCAGUCACCAGCAUGAGAAGCAGUCCAGAGUCUAGGCAAUUUUUACAACCUGAGUUCAAGUCAAAUUCUGAGCCUGGGUGUCCUCAUCUGCAGAGCAUGGAGAGUGGCAUCUUCUUUGCAUCCUGUCAUAAGGACAAAAGACACAGUGCACUCAGAGCUGCUGAGGACAAUGUCUGGCUGAAGCCCGCUUUCAGCACGCCGUAACCAGGGGCUGACAAUGCGAGGUCGCAACUGAGAUCUCCAUGAUUGUGUGUUGUGAAAUAAAAUGGUAAAAGAUCA